GGCCCGCUGUCGUACCCUCGCACGCGCACGCGCGUUUGUUCCCGGAGCCCUGAAGACCUGGCGGAGCCCGGCGCGGAUGGAGGCCUGAGGGCGGCGGGGGCGGAGCGCGCCGCGAGCUGGGGGCAUGUCCGCGUCGGGCGCCGUCUAGAGGAAGGCCAAGCAGCCGCCACCACGCUUUCACUCGCGGUGAGACGCAAGCGGGCCAGGCCGAGGGCCGCGGCGGCGAUGCAGCGACGGAGGCGCCCCCCGCCUCCCGCGUCUCAGCUGCCCGAAGGCUGCGGGGGAAGCGGCGGCGGCGGCGGCCGCGGUGGCAGCGAGGAGGUGGAAGUGCAGUUCUCCGCCGGGCGUUUGGGCUCGGCCGCGGCGGUUUCGUCGACCGCCGCGCGCAGCACGGAGGAAGAGGAGGAGAGGCUCGAGCGCGAGCACUUCUGGAAGAUCAUUAAUGCCUUCCGCUACUACGGCACCAGUAUGCAUGAGCGAGUACACCGAACAGAAAGACAGUUUCGAUCUCUUCCACCUAAUCAACAGAAACUACUUCCUCAAUUUGUUCUACAUUUGGACAAGAUCCGAAAAUGCAUUGAUCAUAAUCAAGAAAUACUACUGACCAUUGUGAAUGAUUGCAUACAUAUGUUUGAAAAUAAAGAAUAUGGAGAAGAUGGGAAUGGAAAGAUUAUGCCAGCAUCUACAUUUGACAUGGAUAAGUUAAAAUCCACAUUGAAACAGUUUGUGAGAGACUGGAGUGAAACUGGGAAAGCAGAAAGGGAUGCCUGCUACCAGCCAAUCAUUAAAGAAAUUUUAAAAAAUUUUCCCAAAGAGAGAUGGGAUCCUUCUAAAGUAACUAUUCUGGUACCUGGUGCUGGACUAGGAAGACUGGCCUGGGAAAUAGCUAUGCUAGGUUAUGCUUGUCAAGGAAAUGAAUGGAGUUUUUUUAUGCUCUUUUCUUCCAACUUUGUACUCAACAGAUGCUCUGAAAUUAAUAAAUACAAACUUUAUCCCUGGAUCCAUCAGUUUAGCAAUAACCGGAGAUCAGCUGAUCAGAUUCGACCCAUCUUUUUCCCUGAUGUUGACCCCCACAGUCUUCCUCCUGGUUCUAACUUUUCUAUGACUGCAGGAGAUUUUCAGGAGAUUUAUUCGGAAUGCAAUACCUGGGACUGUAUUGCUACCUGUUUCUUCAUAGAUACAGCUCACAAUGUAAUUGAUUAUAUUGAUACAAUAUGGAAAAUACUCAAACCAGGUGGAAUUUGGAUAAAUCUAGGGCCUCUUUUGUACCACUUUGAAAAUUUGGCAAAUGAACUUUCCAUAGAAUUGAGCUAUGAGGAUAUAAAGAACGUCGUUCUGCAAUAUGGAUUCCAAGUAGAGGUGGAAAAAGAAUCUGUCUUGUCAACGUAUACUGUGAAUGAUCUAUCUAUGAUGAAAUACUACUACGAAUGUGUCUUGUUUGUGGUCCGUAAGCCGCAAUAAUGGUCUUAAGUUACAUUACUCAGAAAAAAGUCUAAUAAGAAAAGGCUGAAAUAAACAACUCAAAAUCAACUAUCAGUGAUGACAGGACAAAACCUCAAAUCAGUGGUGCCUUCUUAUUCCUAACAAAAUUUAGAAAUAGUGUCUAUUUUCUUAAUAUGUCUAUUGCUUUUUCAGAAAUAUACUAUGCCAUGCAGAUUUGUACUACAUAAGUAAUAUGGAGGAAAUGUCUUCAAGUAUACUUUCCUUGAAGUUCAGGUCUUUGAGUGGAAAAAUUCUAAUCUCCAGUGUCUUCUUGAAGCUAUAUCCAUUGCAAGUCUGCCAUCUUAUUGACUAAUCGUAUUGAAGUCUACAUAAUAAUAUCUUUCUCUCUCUUUUGUUUUUUUUUGGUGUGUGUGUGUGUUUGUCUUUUUGCAUUGGAGUUAUUUUGGCAGAGUCAAGAUAUUUCUGUCACAUUCAGCAUCUGUUAUUGGGACUUCUGUUCAUUUGGACCUAAGCAAUCUAUACAUAAAAGAUGUGAUUCUUUUAUCAUUCAAAUUAUUUUUGCUAGCUCAGUGGAACUUAGAGAAGCAUAAAAAAUUUCAUUUUCAUGAGAUGCUAAAUUUAAUAACAUCACAAGUCAGUAAACUGCAUUCAGGUAACUGAGAAAUUAAGUUUUUUAGCCACACUAAACUGAACGCUUGAUGAACACAUAUUCAUAAUGGAUCACUUUGAAAUGUAUGAGAGCUCAAUAUUAUAAAUGAGUCACAGAAGCUUUUUUAAAGGUAGUAUUAGGAAGCUGAGAAAAUAAAAAUAAAAUCUGCCCAUUUGAAAUAUAUAGUUUCAAACUAAAUGAAUACAGAGUUUGUCAGUGUGAUGUUUACAAUAAUGUAUUUAGAUUAUCUGGAUUAUGAAAACAAGCACUUUUCUGUUAAAACAAUUAUAUACUAGUAAAAACUAUCAUAAUGGUAUUAAUGUAAGGAAAUUUUGAAUAUGAAAUUCAGGGAUAAAUUACAAUCCAUGGUCUGUGUCUUCAAUAUUGUAAGCAGCAGACAUUAAGGUAAUUUCAGAUUAACACCAUUUUGUUCCCUGAUUGAUGGAGCUUAAACAGUGUAUGCUGCUUUAAAUUUCUACCUCUAGCAGAUCUUUAUUGGAGGGAGUUUUCCUUUUUAUUAUUAUUUUUUAAAUGUUCAUUAUUCCGUUUCCAGUAGCUUGAAAAGUAGAGAUGACUAAUGUUUUAACCUUUUCUUGGAGGAAAGGAAUAACUUUUCUUGAAUAUUUUCACAGAUUAUUGUGAUUGCUUUAAAGGACUUCUGUGGCAAUUUGGAUUAGAUGGACUUAAUAAUGUGCUUGUAACAUAAUUGUCAUGUUUUAAUAAGAACACUUACUUGUAAAUCUUUAGAGCUUUGUUGUCACUUAGGAUAGGGAGUUACUAUUGGAGGUGGCAUCUUACUAGUGGGGGUGGGGACCUGUGUCUGCAUACAGUGAGGGAAGUUUUAUGAUCCUCACUCCCACCAUGCACAACAGGGUUCCAUGUGACUUGUCGAAUUAGGGAAUUUUAAAAACUAUUUCUCAUUUAUGUGUCCCUCAGUACGUGGCAGAUGUUCGUUUGGUGUGAAUUCUCAUUACCUGUAUGAAUGAACUUGAAAUUAAGGGAAAAUCUUUUUCUCUUAAAUCAUAAAAGAAACAAAGUUUUAAAAAACAUCCAUUGAAUGAAAAGUAUUGCACGCUGUUUUUGAGUGAUUUAGAAGUGCUUUUUAUUCAUUGGCUACUAUUUCUUUUUUACAACUGUAUCAAAACAGAUGAUCUUUGUUUUUCUCACAUAGAAAAAACAAGUUGGCACUGGUGGGCUGGUUUUAUUAAUUAAAAUUAUUUUGCUAUCAGGUGAUUUCUUUAACAAUGUUACUUACACUUCUAAAUUAUAUAAUAUUUUAGUUAGUUCUGAAAUCAUUAAUUUGCUUUUAAUUUCUCACAUGAAUAUUUUUUAAAUGUUCUACAUAAAUUUGCAUCUCUUUCUUACAGCUUUUUCAGUUUAUAUAUUCUAAACUUGAAAAGGUAGAAUCAGUCAAUAUUAGAAGUGUCACUGGAGGAUUUAUUUAAUUUUUCAUUUCUUAUGUUUAAUCCUAGCUACUAAAGUGUGUGAGCCUUAAAAUUUUUUUUCCCUUAAAUUAACUUUACACACAAAAGCUUCAAUUUUCAUAAAGUGGGAGGAGAUAGGUUAUUGUGCUUGCUUUUUUAAAACAUUUUCUUUAUUCUGAAAUGAUGCAUAUUUAGAUAUGUUAAUCAAGUGGACAAGAUGGUAUAUAUAUAUAUGUGUGUGUGUAUAUAUAUAUAUAUACAACAUAAAGAGAAGCUCUACAAAUCACAGGAUAAAAAUUAUGAAGUUUGGGAACUGUAAAGUGUACUGUAUUUAUAUGUAACUAAUUCAAAAAGUUGCCACAAAGGCUGAAUUGGAAGCUUCAUGUCUGCAUGAAAUUUCCUGUAUUUUUAAUGUGUACGAUGGAUUUAAUUCUUCUUGAAUAUUAAAGUCUGCCAAUUGCUAUGAAACUAUAUUUGCUUGGUUGUUUCCAUCUAAGUUAGUUAUAACUUACAGAUGUGGAAAUUUUAAUUGAUGGAGCACAUACACUUUGAAUCCUUUGGCCUAUUUUUUGUACACUCC
Lepus europaeus (European hare) is the source of this 4096-nucleotide messenger RNA. It is a transcript of the gene CARNMT1, whose product is annotated as carnosine N-methyltransferase 1. NCBI's taxonomy places the organism in Eukaryota, Metazoa, Chordata, Mammalia, Lagomorpha, Leporidae. Bases 226 to 1461 code for a protein of 411 amino acids. The record is from RefSeq and is a predicted model, not a curated record. Gene Ontology annotation, molecular function: S-adenosylmethionine-dependent methyltransferase activity. The transcript is spliced from 8 exons.